CGCCCCGCCCCGCGAGCCGCGCAUGCGCGGUGCCCUUUGUGUCGGGCGGGCGGGCGGGCGGCGCGGGUCAGGCCGGGCCGGGCCGGGCCGUGCGAGCGCCGCCGCCGCCGCGGGGCGGGGAGGGGGCACCGCCGGCUCCGCCAUGGUGAAGAAGCGGAAAGGCCGUGUCCUUAUCGACUCCGACACCGAGGACAGCGGCAGCGAGGAGAACCUGGACCAGGAGCUCCUGUCAUUGGCCAAACGGAAACGCAGUGACUCUGAAGAAAAGGAACCACCUGUGAGCAAACCUACAGCAUCUUCAGACUCUGAGACAUCAGACAGUGAUGAUGAGUGGACUGUUGGAGGUUCUAAAAACAAAAAAAAGGGAAAAGCGGGUAAGGCAGAGAAGAAAGGAGCCAUGAAGAGACAGAUGAACAAAGCUGCCUCUUCCGGCAGCUCAGAUAAAGACAGCUCAGCUGAGAGCUCUGCACCUGAAGAGGGAGAAGUCUCUGACUCAGAAAGCAACAGCUCCUCAUCUAGCUCAGAUUCAGAUUCUUCAUCUGAAGAUGAGGAAUUCCAUGAUGGCUAUGGAGAAGACCUGAUGGGAGAUGAAGAGGACCGAGCUCGACUGGAACAAAUGACUGAAAAGGAGAGAGAGCAGGAACUGUUUAACCGGAUAGAGAAGAGAGAAGUGCUAAAGAGAAGAUUUGAAAUCAAGAAAAAACUAAAAACAGCAAAAAAGAAAGAAAAGAAAGAGAAAAAGAAAAAACAAGAGGAGGAGCAGGAGAAGAAAAAACUCACACAGAUCCAGGAAUCCCAGGUCAUGUCACAUAACAAAGAGCGGAGAUCAAAGCGGGAUGAAAAACUAGACAAGAAAUCUCAGGCAAUGGAGGAGCUAAAAGCAGAAAGAGAGAAAAGGAAGAACAGAACAGCUGAAUUGCUUGCAAAAAAACAGCCAUUAAAAACUAGUGAAGUAUACUCUGAUGAUGAAGAGGAGGAGGAGGAUGAUAAGUCUAGUGAGAAAAGUGAUCGCUCAUCCAGAUCAUCAUCCUCUGACGAAGAGGAAGAGAAAGAAGAAAUUCCUCCCAAGUCCCAGCCAGUGUCCUUGCCUGAAGAACUGAAUCGAGUACGGUUGUCACGGCACAAGCUGGAACGCUGGUGUCACAUGCCCUUCUUCGCCAAGACAGUCACUGGCUGCUUUGUCCGCAUUGGCAUCGGCAAUCACAACAGCAAACCUGUUUAUCGGGUUGCUGAAAUAACUGGUGUGGUAGAGACUGCAAAGGUUUACCAGCUUGGUGGCACACGGACAAACAAAGGACUACAGUUGCGGCAUGGCAGUGAUUCACGUGUGUUUCGCUUGGAGUUUGUCUCAAAUCAGGAAUUUACUGAAAGUGAAUUUAUGAAGUGGAAGGAAGCAAUGUUCUCUGCUGGCAUGCAGCUACCCACACUAGAUGAGAUAAACAAGAAGGAAGUGUCCAUCAAAGAAGCCCUCAACUACAAGUUUAAUGAUCAGGACAUUGAAGAGAUUGUGAAAGAGAAGGAAAGGUUCAGAAAAGCACCUCCAAAUUAUGCCAUGAAGAAAACUCAGCUAUUAAAGGAGAAGGCUAUGGCUGAGGAUUUGGGGGACCAAGAUAAGGCCAAGCAGAUUCAAGAUCAGCUUAAUGAACUUGAAGAGAGAGCAGAGGCUCUGGAUCGUCAACGAACAAAAAAUAUUUCUGCAAUCAGUUACAUCAACCAGAGAAAUAGAGAGUGGAAUAUCGUUGAGUCUGAGAAGGCUCUUGUGGCUGAAAGUCACAGCAUGAAAAACCAACAAAUGGACCCCUUUACUAGGCGGCAGUGCAAGCCCACAAUAGUGUCUAAUUCCAGAGAUCCUGCUGUCCAAGCUGCCAUCCUUGCCCAGCUAAAUGCAAAAUAUGGAUCUGGUGUGUUACCAGAUGCUCCAAAGGACAUAAAUAAGGGUCAAGGAAAAGAUAAAGAUGUGAACUCUAAAUCAGCUAGUGACCUCUCAGAAGAUCUUUUCAAAGUGCAUGACUUUGAUGUAAAGAUUGAUCUUCAGGUUCCCAGUUCAGAAUCUAAGGCACUGGCCAUCACCUCCAAGGCUCCUCCAGCAAAAGAUGGUGCCCCUCGGCGAUCAUUGAACUUGGAGGACUACAAAAAGAGACGGGGGCUUAUUUGAGCAUGCCCGCUCUGCUGCUUCUGAUCCUGCAUGCUCCAUGAUGAUGUCCUACUUUUUCUUCCUCCCUUUUUCAGUUUUCCCUUCUGGGUUGGAGCAGCAAUGGAGCUGGGAAAAGACUCUUUAAAACUGCCAGUCAUCUGUAACAUAAACCAUUCAACUAUUUACUGUAUAGACCUCCCUUCUUGCCCUUCCCUCUGCUCCCCUCACAAAUGUGGAUCUGUGCUAUUUGGGGUUUUCCCAUUUCUUUUAGUUUGAGUUUUGUUUUUAUUUUGUUGAUGCAGCUCGUUGGUCCACUCUGUGUUCAGUAUUAGCCUGAGGUCUGGAUUUCCAUAGGAAUCUCUUGGCAGUCGCAGAAUCAGCACUUGGUGAUCUCCCCUUACAUACCACCACCAGGCACAGUGAAUAAACAUUGGCGCAAGACCUUUGUGGCCAGAAGGUCAUCUGCACUUUCUCCCUCUUCUUCUUCCUCCUUCAUCCUAGCUUUGGAGAAGGGAAUCUUCAAAAACUGGCCUAGGUUCAAAGUGUAAAUUUUUUUGGGAGGGUUGUGUGACUUUUUUUCAGGUGUUUUUUAUCAUUUUUAAGCUGCAGUACUAUUUGUAUCCGUCUGUCACAGUUCUUUACGGCUGUUUGAAUUUCUACCAGCUGUAUUUGAGCAUCUGAAAUUGCAAGAAAGAAACUCAUUAAAUGUGAUUCUUCUUACUAAAAUGGCUUGGCUGAUAUAGCUAUUUAACUUUAUGUUCUCUUUUUUAAUUACACUUAACCGAUGAGAAAGAGGUACACAGCUCUUAAUGUGGGACUUGUCAUCUAUAGCACAUCCAGACUCUACUGCUGUCACUGGGUGAAGUAGCUUUUUAUGGGGUGAUCCUGGGGAGCUCAUUUGGUUGGGCUUUAGUUUCUUCUCCAAGCCUUCAAUAUUACAUAUUUGUUAAGUUAUCGUGUCUUCAUGGACUCCAGCUUACUUUGUUUCUUGCUUUCUGAACCAUUUAAAUGGGGCUUCUAUCAAUAAACAAUAAUUUUUUUAAAAAUCACAUUCUAUGGAAGGGGAAGGACAUAAUAGAAAGAUCAGUGGGUAAUAUGAGAGGUAGAUGAUGGACAUUCUUCAUAUAUAAACUGGUACAAGUGAAGUGCAACACAAGCACAAGAAUUAUAUGGCUUUAUGGAAUAUUUGACUAGGCACAAAUUGACAGCUAAAUUAUCACUCAGGUGUAAAAAAGAAAAAAAUCAAAUGUAAAUAUAAGUGACAUUUAACAAAGAACUUUUCUGAGCAAGAUACAACUGACUAUAUGAAACUAAGAACUAAAUUAAAAGAGAAGUCUAAAAGGUUAGAGACCCUCGUUCAGGUAAGCGUGUAAGCACGUGUGUGUUCCUACUCAGGCCAGUACAUAUAUAACAACUUAAGCACUGAACUGGAUAGGAAUGUUUCUGAGGGACUCUAAAGAGGGAAAAUGCAGUGCUCUUCUUGUGUCAGAGCACUGCUGUUUUUCUGAAAUCAUACACUGGUUAUCUUAAAACCUGUGUUUGAUACUUUCUUGUUUGAUUUUUAAUGAAAAUUUAAUCUAGUUCUUACUUAACUUUCUCUUCCUUUUUUUUAACAGUAGCUUUAAAGAAACAUCAUGUAAUGUGUGCAGAUUGAUUCUAUGAACUGUGUAUAAAAAGAAAAUCAACGUAUGAAGCCUACCAUGUAAACAAAUAAAUAUAAAUAUUUCAGUACUUAUUUACUGAAUAGUCCAUAGUUCUAGAACAUGUGGAUUAUUCUGUAAAUAUGUAAUCAUAGACUACUUUAUUUGGUGGCCUAUUUUAGCAGCUUCUCUGGAGUUACAGUAGGCUGUCACAUAUACAUACUUAUAACUUUUUAAGAUUUGAUUUAUGGGAUGUACCAUCAUAACUUCAUAGGAAACGUGAUUCACUGUGUAGAUAAGCAUUUGAUAUGAUUUGAUUUUUUUCAACAGCUAAAGUGAUUUGUGAUAAAAAAAGUAGAAAAUUUACUUUGCAAUAGACAGUUUUGAAAAUAAUCACUCUCUAACGGUUUGCAGAAAUAAUUGCCAAAUCAAACAGUUCAGGCACUGAUUUUUCCCACAGAAAUGCCUCAGAGCUCUGAGAUGCAGUGACAAGUGGUCUCUAAAGGUAAACUUAACCCAAAUACAGUAUUUUUAAUAUGCUUGGCCUUGAUGUAUUAGUUUUAGUUAACUUCUACAUUUGGUAAUGCAAGACUAUCUAUAAAACACCAAGAUGUGGCUGAGACCCAUACAGUGUUGCAAGUAACUUCAGUAGACAAAACUGAAAGAAAACAUGGGAGAUGCAGUGAGUUUGGAAUGCCAAUCUGAAUGAUGGACUAUGUCCUAGUUAUCUGCAACCUUCUCAAAAUCUCUGGGUUUUGCUAAAAUUCUGUUUUUCAGAGAAGGCAACCAUCAGUAAAUUAUGCAAACCUCUUAUAUUGAGAAUAAGACAUGAAGAAAGUACUCUUGAAUAGUUACAUAAUUGUAUGAAAGCUGUAAUCUUUUUUUCCUUUAAGUGCAUGUAAAGGUGAGUGACUACACCUCCCACUUGUUAGAGAGGGAGAGAUUUGUUUACUUUGUUUCAUUGGUGUCCUAGCAUAGUUCAUCACAAUUGUACAGACUUAUAUAAAUAAACUUGGUUUGUUGGUUUAA
Molecule: messenger RNA, 4803 nt
Organism: Taeniopygia guttata (zebra finch)
Lineage: Eukaryota; Metazoa; Chordata; Aves; Passeriformes; Estrildidae
Gene: RTF1
Product: RTF1 homolog, Paf1/RNA polymerase II complex component
Cellular component (GO): Cdc73/Paf1 complex
Molecular function (GO): DNA binding; RNA polymerase II C-terminal domain phosphoserine binding
Source: RefSeq, a predicted model, not a curated record